UCUCGCAUCACAGAACUCUAUUUCAGAAGUCAUGGAACUUGCUGAUAUAAAAUCUCAUGGAAAAGUUAUCGAAAUUUUUGAAGAUUUGUUUCACCGGUACAGCAAUUUGACAGACUUGCCAAAGUUCAAAAAGAGGAAGGUCCAGCGACAAGAGGGAAACUCAAAGAACAGUUCAGACUUGUCAAGUUCAUCAUUAUUUACUGGUACACAUCAGAGCAGGAAGGUGCCGUUCACAUUAAGAGAGGAUCAUGACGAACCAGCUGAUAGUUUAUCAUUCCACCCCCAUGCCAAAGAUCAGGGGAGUUUCUCAAGUGGUGUUUUCAGCAUUGAUUCAGACAUUGAUAACCUGGUUGAUGAUGAUGAGGUUGCUGAUGGGGAGGAUGAUGACAGAUGUCCAAUGGAGAGCAGCAUACUUCAUGAAGGUCAUGAACAGAAUGCCCUGUCAUUAUCUGAGGCACCAUCAGAAGCUAGAUCUGGUGUUGUAGAAAGCCCUCUGUGGGAGGACACUGAACAGGAAAGUAAGAGCUUGAAUCAAGGCAUUGUUCAAGGAGGCACUGGUAUACUUACAGAUGAGGACGUCCUCUUUAUGAUGCAUAAACCAAGAUUAAAGAAGAGAAGGAAAAAACCACCGUGGCAAAAACGCAAACUUGACAUAGAUGACCUGUGGGUCAAGGGUCAACAUCUCCAGUGUCACCAUGAUAGUUGUGAGGCAGAGGAGGUCACACAUAAACUUUAUUUAGAACGGAACCUGCGAUGGGGAAAGAUCAGCCUUCAAAACUACAUCUGUGCAGUAAGGAAAUCAAGGGAAGGCAAAAAGACACUGAACAGCACCAAACAGAGGAAGUCGGGAUCAAAGAAGAAAUCAUUCAAAGACUCAUCUCCUGGAGAUCAGUCCUUUGAAACUUUGGCAUCUCUCACUAGACUUGAAACAAAGAAUGGAACUCCUGCAAGUGCUCCCCAGACCUUUUGUAAGAGUUCAGGAAAGAAGGGGUUGGUGAAAAGUGGAAAGAAGACAUCAAAGAGAGCCAAGAAAUCUGGAAGAUGGUUUGAAGAUCCACCACUCAGCACUUCAGAAGCGUCAGAUCAAGAUGUGAAGCAGAGAUCAAAACCAAUUCGUGCUGUUUCAAAGAAACAAUGUAGUAGCGAUACUAGUGGUUGUUCUAAAAGGGGGACAGGAAAAAUAACCAGCAAGUCACAGAAAGUGGGUACAAAGGUCAAGGAGUCGAAGGCAGAUACUUCCAACUCCAGGGAGAAAGUUAGAUUGCAGAAGAACAAAGUUUCAAGGAAAAGCAACAUUGCAAGAGGUGAAAGAGACAGUUCAUCCAGCAAGAACAACAGUUUCUGGAAUGACCAUGACAGUUUCAGUGAUGCCGCUAUAACACAAAAUGACGAUAGAGUGCACCACUAUGGCCUAUCGCAGGAGACUAGUGGAAGCCAGGAGUCUGGCAUCAACUUUAUCAGUCUUACGCCUAGGAAGUCCCGGAAACUAUCCAGGAGAAAGCGCCGUGCUGAGGAGAAGAGGAAGAUCAAUCCUUCAUCCACCUCGGAUAGUUCAGACUUUGGAGGUCAUUUUGGUGGUGGAUCUCUGCACCCUAGAGGUUCUUUGAGAAUGUCAAACUUUCCAGGGUGGGAUGAUGAAGAAGAAGUUGGGUAUCAACCUUUGUUUGGUCAGGGAAGUCAUUGUGGUGGUGUUUGGAACACCAUUAUAGAGGAAUCAUCUUGAAGUAUUUUUUUUGAGCGAGUAAUGGACUAAAUGAGCUUUUUAAAAUUUAUUUUAUUUGACAGCUGUGGACACAUCUGUACUAUUUUCUUUUAUUAUUUCCUUUUGUCAGAAUCAAAUGAAAUAUCAGGAAAACAUUUGUCAGAUUUCAAAAGUAUUCAUAGAAUUUAUUGCAUAUUUUUUCAUUUUAUUAAGGUAUUUAUAAUCUCAGUGUACAUUUGACACUUGAAUUAUCAAAGUCAUUUCUUAUUUACAUGUAUAAGCUUAAGAUAUGGUGAAAAGAAACUGAUUCCAUUCAUAUAGAGGUUAAUUAUUUUAAGUUCAGGCAUUUCAAUUCAUUUUUUGAAAAUUCAAAUUGGAAGUUGAUCAGAAGCUCUGUACAAGAACAUCUGAUAUGGUUCCCUAUGGAUACACAUGUAUUCUUGAUCCAAGCCCUGUACAUUCUAGUUUUCCAAAACCAUUGAGAAAGUUGGCUACUCUUUCAUAAAAGCUGUCAGCAAAGUCAUGCAUGACUUUAAGAGCAAAUUGAACAUGGAGGUCCAACAUACAUACCCAACUUUCAAAUAUUUAUUCCACAUGUAGCUUUGAGCUUAAUUUGGAAUGUGCAGAUGGAGAUUUAAAUUUUCAGUGGGGGCAUUGUUUUCCCAAUCAUUUAUAAUGGUCAUUAAAAAUAUUUUUUGUUCAAAUAUUGUCAAUUUUGAGCACAAUAUUUUUGGGAUUCAUAAAUAUGUAAUGCUGUGCCUUACUUUAUCAACAUCUGAAAAUAUACACCCAACAUGACCAGGGCCCCGUCUUACAAAGAGUUACGAUUGAUCCGAUCAAUCGUAACUAUAUGGAAAUCCAUCAGUGCCAUAAUAUUUUUUACGAAAAAUUUGCACAAUGUCCUUUGAAUGCAAUGAGAAGUGCAGUGAAUUUUCAAGAAUACAAUGAAUGCAUGAAUAUACAUUACAGCUAGAAAAUAUUUUGAACAAAAACAUAAUAGAUGUUGACAUUGCUUGCCAUCCAUAGUUGUGAUUGAUAGGAUCAAUCGUAGCUCUUUGUAAGACGGGGCCCAGGUAUUACUAUUUGUUCUAAGGUCAUGUGUUGUACAGUUUUCAAAUUCAUUUGAGGUGAUGAAUUAACUAUGUCAUUAAAUAUGGAUUAUAUUUUAAAUAUUUUUCUGAAGGGAAAAAUAAUCAUGGAAAAUCAUGUUUAUCAUUAAAGGUGCACAAAAUAUGAAAAUGAAAAUUAAGCUGAGUUUUGUUUACCCAUAAGUUUACAUGUGCUAUUAAUAAGUACAAUUAAAGAUUAAAUGAUUUUUUUGUCAGCAAAAAAAGAAGAGAACUUUUUUUAAUGUGUAUUUUAAAAAAUUAAUAGUUCUUGUAAGAUAAGGCUAAGUUAGAAGUUCACCCUGACACACAGUUGGUUCAGAUGAGAGGCUAUUGUUAAAAGAGAAUGAAUAUCUUGGAACAAGUUAGCUUCAUACUAGUAUGUAAACUCAGAAAAUCAAAUUCUAAACAGAUCAAUGAAAAAUAGAGAAAAAUUGGGCAAACAAAUAGGAAGUUUUAAGCAUUUGAAUGUUGAGAAUGCAAUUGGCAAUAUGAUCAAAAUUUAUGUUGUCAUACAUACAUGUAGAUGCAUAUCCCCUUUAAUGGACAAAAAACAUUAAAUACCUUAAAAAUUUUUUUUGGCUCAUCUUAUGUUUAAGUAAAGUACUUGUAUCUAUCCAUGCUUUUUGUGAAAUUUGGAUUACAUAUUCCUAUAAGAAUACCUCAUCUAGCGAUAGACUUGACUAACGAAGCAAUUGAAGUAUUAGGGAAGUUGUUCAUGUGCAACAUCUACACCAUGUACAUUGGUUGCAUUGUCCUUAGGAGGUUCUUACGAUCCAUAGCAUUAGUGAUUUAAAAAUCUCAAGUGCUCAUAAUUUUCUUAUCAAUUAUUCAAAUUUUCUCAAACUUUCAUUGAUCUGUUUCUGUGACUCAUGUUUUAUACAAUUCAACUGGUUUGAAGGUUUUCACUCUCCUUUUAUGGACUUUUGACAAGUAAUCAUCAGAGUUAACAUUAUGAUUAUGUUUCUUCCUUUUGUCUAAUAAAUAUUGAAAUCAUUUUUAUGCCAGGGUGAACUUUCUUAUUUGAAUAAGCAGCAUACUCAAUGGUUGAUAUGCGACUCAUAUUUCAAAACACACAACAAAUGAAAUUUUAUUUGAAUGGACAGUAUUCUCAUUCCAUUGCCUGUCAUUAUUUUUGAGAAUGAAAGCUGUUUAGUGUAAGUAUAUUUAUUUUGCAGAGAUGUAUUUUUACAAGUUACUGAUAUUUUUUUUAUUUCAAUAAAUUAAUAAAUGAAAGUUCA
This is a messenger RNA of Lytechinus variegatus (green sea urchin), 4049 nucleotides long. RefSeq lists its product as uncharacterized. The transcript has 5 exons. Lineage: Eukaryota; Metazoa; Echinodermata; Echinoidea; Temnopleuroida; Toxopneustidae. The record is from RefSeq and is a predicted model, not a curated record. Bases 32 to 1723 code for a protein of 563 amino acids.